AUGGUUCGCCGAGGAAUGAUGAAAUUCAGUGCCAUCAUCAUUAUACUUGGACUACUGAUGUUUUCACGUAAUUAUCUGCAAAUAUCAAUAAGGCCCUCCAACGUUCACCGUGAAGUCAAUGUUCUCAACAUGAAAGAACCAAAGCUGGACCGUCAGAGUUAUGUAGUGGACAGUGGUCACAUAGAAGUCAAACGCCGAAACCUUCCAAAUCUGGAGAAUAUGAAUUGGCCAAAGAAGGAAUUUCUACUUACCCCAAUGGGUGCGCCAACAAGUCGCCAAAUGCCCCUGGAAGCCAAAUUAAGCCGCGGUCAGAUGCGCACUAUGUGGAAACUCUUCAGUACUUUCAUGAAUGCGAUGGAGGAGCUGGGUUUCAGUGACAGGUGGAUGCUCUAUGGUGGUACCCUGCUCGGCUCAUUUAGACAUCAUGAUAUUACCCCCUGGGAUGAUGACCUUGAUCUUAUUGUUGACGUUGAGGCUAGACCAGGACUAAGGGAAAAGAUACGCAAGUUGAAACCCGACAUCCUCAUCAAGGAGGGCGGACAGAGGGAUAAGAUAUACGCAAAGCUAAUUGAACCGAGUAAUUCUUCUGAGGACGUUUACGGCAGUCGCAAACUGAGUGCCUACAACUGGGGUUGGCCCUACCUGGAUGUUAGCUACUACUCCUCUAACGGGACGCAUAUACAAGAACUCGCAUGGUCCUAUGGUCGGUAUUAUGGCUAUGCAAAAUCAGACAUUUUUCCAUUGAUCCUCAGGCCAUUCUACAAGUACUGGGUUCCUACGCCAAGGAACACAUUUGCUGUCCUGCUGCAGACCUAUCCAGGAAAUGACCUUUGCUCGGCUUCCAGCUAUUCGCACAUCACUGAGCAUGGAACUCCUGGUCGGACAGUGCCGUGCAAAGAACUAGCGGACAGGUAUGCUUUCGUUGAACACACCCCUCUCUACGAAAAUGUCCAGAACCAGAACGAUACUCAGGAUGAGUUAGCUUGGGUUCGAGAGCGGCUGGUUCGGGGUGGCAAGACUAUACACGAAAUCAAUUUGGUUGCACCUUGGCGAGAAUCCAAUGCGGACACAUACAGACUACAUGAAAAGUCUUCUGCAUGA
This is a messenger RNA of Dibothriocephalus latus, 1101 nucleotides long. Lineage: Eukaryota; Metazoa; Platyhelminthes; Cestoda; Diphyllobothriidea; Diphyllobothriidae. The record is from the annotation of a GenBank genome assembly.